Eimeria maxima is the source of this 2391-nucleotide messenger RNA. RefSeq lists its product as hypothetical. Bases 1 to 2391 code for a protein of 796 amino acids. Gene Ontology annotation, biological process: regulation of transcription by RNA polymerase II. The transcript has a single exon. The record is from RefSeq and is a predicted model, not a curated record. Gene Ontology annotation, cellular component: nucleus. NCBI's taxonomy places the organism in Eukaryota, Apicomplexa, Conoidasida, Eucoccidiorida, Eimeriidae. Gene Ontology annotation, molecular function: transcription cis-regulatory region binding.
AUGUCUAAAGGUGUCCGUUUUCGUAUAGAGCCUACGCCUGUAGGCGAUGGCCGUUUGCUGCGAUUUCUUACCGAGCAGCAGCCGCCACAGCCGUCAUGGGAGGCCCCCCCUAUGAGGCCCCUGCAGCUGCAGCGGCAGCAGCAGCAGCUGCAGCUGCUGCAGCAGAGGCAGCAGCAGCAGCAGCAGCAGAAGCAAAAGCGGCAAGAGCAAGAUGGUGAUGCGGCGAGUUCGCCUCCAUCAUCACCUGCAACAGGCCCUGAAACUAAGGAAGAAAGAGAAAAAGCUGCUGCUGCUGCUGCUGCUGCUGCAGCAGCAGCAGCAGCAGCAGCAGAAGGAGGUGGGUGGACGGAGGAAGGAAGAAAAAAGAUGAGGGAUUGGCUAUCUGCAGCAGCAGCAGAAGAAGUAUUGAAUCCUCCAUUAGAUUUGCUGCAGCAGAGUGGUGCCUUCUUAGUAGCAGUAGAUGAGCAGCAGCAGCAGCAGCAGCAGCAGCAGAAUCUCGUGCUGCGCAACGAAGCUGUAUGGGCUGCUGCUAUAGCUAAGAGGGACAGAGCAGCACAGAAGCUAGCAGCAGGAGGGAUGACAGCAGAUAUGCUGCUAGGGUCGUUGCAUGCAGCCCCAGGGGAGCGUUUCUUAACAUUAUUACCAGCAGUGCAGCAGCAGCAGCAGCAGCAGCAGCAAGAGCAGCAAAGACAGGAGCAGCAGCAGCAGCUAUUAAUAGGUCUGCAGCAACGAUACGAACGAGCACAGAAAUUGCAUGCAGCAUUAUUAUCAGCAAUUAAGGAGCAGCAAGGGCCAUUAGGUGCUGCUGCUUCCUGUAAAUGGUUGCUGCUGCUGCUGCUGCUGCAGCAGCAGCAGCAAUGGAGAACUGUUAAGAAACAGUACCACGCCCUCGAGUUCGAGCAGCAAGAGUGUAAUUAUCCUUAUAUAUUUGAGGUGUAUAUACACCUUAUUCAUGUUGCUGCUUGCUGCUGGGGCCCCACACCUAUUAAUAGGGUACAUCUCCCUCUUCCUGCUGCUAGACCCUAUGAGGAACAAUUCGCGCUGCUCUCUGUUGCUGCACAAGAAGAAGAAGGAGAAGCAACAGCAGCAGCAGCAGCAGAUCAGCAGCAGCAGCAGCAGCAGCAGCAGCAGCAGCAGCAGUUGAAGCUGCAGCUAGAGUUCCCCCCUACUGUGGGGCCCCUCAUAGAGAGCCGCAGGCUGCUGCACUGCAAGUUGCUGCUGCGCAUGCAGCUGCUGGAUAAACAGGCAAGACUGGUGCAGCAGCAGCACAAUUGCUGCUGCUGCUGCGCACAGAAGGGAGAAACUGCUGCUGCUACAUGCAAAGCCACCCGAAUACACAGGCAAACAGCAGCAGCAGCAACAGCAACAGCAGCAGCAGCAGCAGCAGAAGCAGCAGAUCGUACAUACGGGUCUACCUGUCAACCUGCCCUAUCAAAGCUCCAAAUACCUCCAGAAAUACUUAGCAGCAGCAGCGACAGCAGCAGCAGCAGCAGCAGCAGCAGCAGCAACAGGGAGGUAGUAGAAGCAGCAGAAGAAGUACAUGAAUUAUUAGAAGGAGCUCAAUGGGUAUUAACAGACCUAGCAGCAACUCAUGUAUUCACUGCGCAGCUGCUGCUGCAGCAGCAAGAAGGUAUUCUUACAUUAGCUCGUCGUCACCGCAGCAGCAGCAGCAGCAACAACAGCAGCAGCAGCAGCAGCAGCAGCUGGUGUGGGACGAGCUGCGGCAGCAAAUGCCUCUCCGUAGAAAUUGUGCACAUCGUUAGUGAUCAUAUUGAACUCCUUAUAAGAAAUGUUCCGGUGUAUACACAGCAGCAGCAGCAGCAGCAGCAAGAGCAGCAGCAGCAGCAGCAAGAGCAGCAGCAGCAGCCUUUCCACACUCAUGACUUCACCGUUAUCAUUUCUUACGCACCGUCAGUGCCGCCUCCCAGCAGCAACAGCAGCGACAGCAGUAGCAGCAGCAGCAGUAGCAGCAGCAGCUGUAGCAACGACAACAACAGUUGCAGCAGCAGUUGCUGCUGCUGCAACGAUCUGCUGCUGCAGCAGUUUGAGCGUGUUGUUGUGCUGUCUUUGCGGCAGUUAUUCUUAGAUACCUGGUAUGAGGAAGCAUUUGCUGCUGCUGCUGCUGCAGCAGAUGGGUUACCCCCUUCGCUUCCUGUGCUGCAGCAGCAGCAGCGGCUAAAGAAUAAGCUAAGACUGCCGCAGCAGGAGAAGCAGCAGCAGCAGCAGCAGCAGAUACCACGACUUAAGGGUAAUAUGCUGCUGCAAAACUUCCUAAGGUGGCUGCUACAAGCUAUGGAGUUGCUGCUGAUGCCUCCUGUGCAGCCCCAACAGCAGCAGCAACAGCAGCAGCAGCAGCAGCAGCAACAGCAGCAGCAGCAGCAAACGAGUUAG